AUGGCAUAUGAGAAUGCAACCCUCACUGUUGCUAACAGAGAGGUCAUAUUCAUCAAACCUUCAAAACCCACUCCUAGAACCAUUCUUUCACUGUCUAGCAUUGACAAUGAUCCCGAGAACAAUAUCUUCAUGCAAACCCUUUAUGUAUACCAAUCUCCAAAUUACAAUUCCCCUAACACUACCAAACUUGACCCUGCAAAAGUGAUCAAAGAGGCCCUCUCAAAGGCUCUCACUUACUAUUAUCCUUUAGCAGGAAAAUUAGUAAAACAUGCUGAUGGAAAACUCAGAAUCAACUGCAACACCGAAGGAGUUCCAUUCAUAGAGGCUAUUUGUAACUGCAACCUCUCUUCUCUUCGUUACCUAGAUGGCAACGACGUCGAAAUCGCGAAACACUUUGGGAUCGAUUUUCCUUCUCAAGAUGAAUUUGGAAACCAAUAUCCUUUGGUUUUCAAGGUGAUUAAGUUUCUCUGUGGGGGUUUCAUCUUUGUAGUGGGGUGUUCACACGCUGUUUGUGACGGAACUGGGUUAUCUCAGUUCUUACGAGCCGUAGCAGAACUUGCAAGCGGAAAAGCUGAACCCUCUGUGAAACCUGUGUGGGAAAGAGAGAGACUAGUGGGAACAUUCACUAGUCAACCCUUGCGAAAUCCCAUGGACAAGGUCUUUGUUGCAGUUUCACCGUUUCUGCCAACCACAGAUUAUUCGCAUGAAUGCUGUAAGGUGGACGCUGCGUACAUCUGGAGGUCAAGAGCCAGAGCCUUGAAACUGAGCUACUAUGGUGAAGCUAUGCUGACUAUCAUAGUGGGGGCGAGACCACACUUGCAGGAUCCUUUGCCCCUUGGAUAUUACGGAAACACCACCGUGGAAGCAUGCGUUACGUUAACAGUGAAGGAGCUGAACGAAAGACCACUCUUGGAGGUUGUGAAACUCAUCAGAAAGACCCUAAAGGAGGUUGCUUUCAGCAGUGAUUAUAUGAGACACUCGAUCAACAGUAUGGAAAUGAAACCAAUGAAGUUUAAUUACGAAAGUGGUGCAAUAUUGACUCUGACAGAUGCGAGACAUUUGGGUAUGUUGGAGAAGGUUGAUUUCGGGUGGAAGCAGCCAGUGAAUACAAUGCCAGUCCCAUGCGACAUGUUUGGAAUUUCAGGUGUUUGGUCGAUCAUGGCUCCUAGUAAUUUGGAUCCUUCAAUGAGAGCUAGUGGAGGAGCUAAGGUUUAUGUUUGCCUACCUAGUGCUACCAUGCCCAAGUUCAAGGAAGACAUGAAAGCUCUUACACGUAUCCAAAAGAGAAGUUCUCUAUGA
Messenger RNA from Glycine soja, 1299 nucleotides. Its product is annotated as spermidine coumaroyl-CoA acyltransferase-like. Bases 1 to 1299 code for a protein of 432 amino acids. The transcript has 2 exons. The record is from RefSeq and is a predicted model, not a curated record. Lineage: Eukaryota; Viridiplantae; Streptophyta; Magnoliopsida; Fabales; Fabaceae.